AAGCGCCGCACAGCUCGCCGCACCGGAGAACGUCCCGAGCGUGUGUGCCGUCGACCAGCGCGCGCCAUCGAAGACGAAGAAGUGCUCCGGUAUCGUGUGACCGCUCAAAACAGUUCCCAACCAAGUUAACCAAAAGGAUAAUUAUUGAUAGAUUAAACACACUCGCACGAUUGGAUAGGGUGGAUUAUUUCGUGCGCGUGAGGGACUUGUCAUUGUCAUCAUCGCCAUGAAGGUGCAGGCGCUCGUUUUGAUCAUCGCGGUGGUCGCCUAUCAGUGCGACGCGAAGCACAAAAAGAAGUUUGAUGGUGAUUUUGAGUUCGCCGAAGAGGAUGACAAUGUGAAGUUACCGAAACCCAGCGAAAAGAAGCGAUGGAUUCAUGACCCAACAAGUGAUUUGUGUCGACCACUCAACUGUAAGAAGAAGGAAAUGUGCCUGUUGGAAGACGCAUUCACAGCAGUGUGUGUCUCCAAAAAGGAAUUGCAGAAAAACGGCGAUGUGGUGAUACCAAAAUCGCCAUCCGGAAGCUUCGAGUCAAACGACGGAAACCGGAAGCGUCAGCAACAACAAGAAGAUGCCGCUGACUUGGACGACAGCGACGAUGACGUAUUUUAUGACACCGAGGACGAUCCCGAGGACGAUGCUGACGAAGAUCUCAGCGAUUCCAAUCUAUGUAAAACUUGUCCGGUGAUUAAACCAACGUUCCUCUGCGGAUCGGAUAACAGGACCUACAGCUCCUUAUGUCGAUUGGAUUAUCACAACUGCAUCCAUCAUACAACGAUCCGCGUGAUGUGCAAAGGAUUCUGUCCGUGUAAAGAAACUGACGUGCAUUUGCGAAAAAAGCAACGCCAACAGGAACGUCUCAAUAGUUUCAUGAACAAGUACAAAGCCACGCUGGAUAAAACCGGAUCCAUAUCCAAUAGCAUGACAGCUGAGAAACCGGUACCAUCUUCAUUGAAGAAUGAUGUCUAUACCUUCACACCACAAGACUUCAAAUACGAGAAUAAGCAUUAUAAAUACAUCAAGUACACAAAGUAUAACAACAAGGAUAAUAACAUUUUAUAUGCCGAAGAUAAGGAACACCUUAGAGGUUACAACGAUGUCCUUGAGAAUAAGAUAAACAUGGUACCUGCUACACCACCAGGGAAAACCUGUACUCCCAAUGCGUUGCAAGCGAUGGGGAAUCGUCUUUUGGACUGGUUCUCGGUUGUUAUGGCGGAUUCAUCCAAACGACGACGACCCAAUCGCAAAUCAAAAGCUCGUUUUCCCACUGUGUGCAAAGGUGAAGUCCGAUGGAUGUUCCAACACUUGGAUCUCAAUGGUGAUGGACGAUUAUCUCUUAAGGAAUUAUACGAUUUGGAACACGAUCAGAGCGAGGUAUGCCUCAAGCCAUUCCUGCAACAAUGCGACACCGAUCGCGAUGUGAUUGUGACACCCAAUGAAUGGUGUCGCUGUUUCCAACGCACUGAGCGUCCCUGUGCAGCUGUCAAGCGUAAGAUCACGCCGGAAUUACUAGUCAUGAACGUGUUAGGAGUCUACGUGCCUGACUGCGAUGUGCAGGGGUACUACAGGCCAACGCAGUGUCACAGUGCCAUUGGGAUGUGCUGGUGUGUCGACAAACAUGGCGUCGAAUUCGCUAAUACUCGCACGCAUGGUAAACCUAUGUGUGAAUCAUUAUUAAGCAAAUCAAAUGAUCCACCACCAGUAGCACAAGAGUCUAGUGAUGAUGAAGACGACGAUGCGGAUCAGGAUAUUGAAGGAAGCGCAGACCGUCCGGAGGAUUAUUAAAUAACACACAACGUGAAAGUAAAAAAUAACAACAUUCCAUUAAAACAUCAUCGAUAAUGUUAUUGAUACAAGAAGGAAAUCAAAGUUUAACAUUUAUAAGACAACCAUAUAGCACAAAUUCGUAAGCGGAGAAAAAUUUGAAAAAAAGUCCUUCAAUCACACAGAUAAACAGAUAAAGGUCAAUAAUUAUGUAAACUAAACCUAUGUAAUGCGUAAGAGGACGUCAUUUGUACUUAAUUAAUUGUUAAGUAAGCUGUGCAAUGUGCAAUCCAUAUAUUUGGCUCGCGAUACCAACGCAACAACAUAUGCGCUGAAUAUAAUGUGUAGUUUUGGCAAUACGUGUUCAUCCGCCUCCCUUUUCCUACCAUUUCAUCUUCCACACACCAAACACAAUCUAGCAAGCCCUCGAAAUGAUUUAAAAUAGAUUCUAGACGCUAAGAAGUACUAAAUAAAAACACAACGCUUUGUAAGAAUGAUUCACACGAGGGCAAACAUCAUAAACAUUGAUAUUAGAUAAUAUAAGAGAUGUAAGCUAUGAAUUUCACACUUUAAAUGAUACAAUGAGGAAAAUGUAUGUGGACACACGAAUUAUACGCACACACACGUAAAAACACACAAAACAUGAAUAAUCGACACGAAACCAAGGAAUCUUUUUUGCUAAAUAGGUUAGUAGCUAAGUGUACAUAGUCUUUAGUUAAAUUUCACUGAAUUGCGUUUGACGUGGUUUUGUUUUGUCUUUGACAAUGCUAGAUGAACUGUAUUUACAUCUUUUUGAAAAUGAAUCUAUCUGUCCACGAAUUAACGAUUUUCUAUGCUUGGAAUCUUAGGCUCUCUGUGUGUAACAAGAGUGUUUUGACUGGGCCCUAAUUUUAGCACUCAAAAUGAAAAAAAACCAUACACGAUACUUGAUAUUGAUGAUAUUUAUUAACUAUGAUAUUAAUUGUAAUAACGACGAUAUAAUGAUGAUAAUGAAUGCAAUUAGUUGAUAUUUACUGAAUAAACCCCUCUCGAUUGUAUAUCAAUGAUGAAUAUUAUAUUCUAUAUUAAAUGAGAUUUUAUUUUAGAUUGCAGUGCAUUACAAAUAUCAACAUAUAAAUAUAUAUUGCAUUCGUUAGAACACAGCAUUGGUUAGAAUUUCGAUAUUUCGAUUUUACACACAUUGAUUAACCCCGUUUGAUUGAUGAAUGAUGAUCAUCAUCUUCUUGCAUAAAAUAAAAUAAAAUAAAAAUGUGAAAGCGGCACUAAAUUAUGUUCCUAUCAGCAGCGCGUACAUAACAUCGUCGAUCGAAUGGGCGUAAUCGAUGACAAAUGAAUCUAUAUAUGAAUAUAUUACAAAUAUCUAUAUGAUAAAUAUAUGAUAAAUAAUUAAUUGUUAGAUAGAGAGGAAUGUUUCGUUUCUUUGAUUCGUAACGUGUUUCAUAUUGAGUAAUAAUUAUUUUUAUGUCGGUGAUGAUGUAAAUGCGCGAAAUGUAGUAGAUUAUUGAAUAAACAUAUACACAAACAUUAA
Molecule: messenger RNA, 3293 nt
Organism: Dalotia coriaria
Lineage: Eukaryota; Metazoa; Arthropoda; Insecta; Coleoptera; Staphylinidae
Gene: Cow
Product: Proteoglycan Cow
Exons: 9
Coding region: 227-1786 (519 amino acids)
Biological process (GO): anatomical structure development
Molecular function (GO): calcium ion binding; extracellular matrix binding; protein binding
Source: RefSeq, a predicted model, not a curated record